Messenger RNA from Pelodiscus sinensis (Chinese soft-shelled turtle), 2322 nucleotides. NCBI's taxonomy places the organism in Eukaryota, Metazoa, Chordata, Testudines, Trionychidae. The record is from RefSeq and is a predicted model, not a curated record.
GAAAGGGAUAGCUGUCUACGAUAUAUUUCAGAGAGUUUGUCUGUGUAUCUGUUUGUCCCCCAGGUGUGGGACAUGCACCCCUUUCCUGGCUGUGACCUCUGGACCUGCAGCGGCUAUGGACAGACAGUCCACGUAAGAGACAACAUGGGUCCAAUGGGAGUAUUGAGUGAAGAGAACCACACAAGUGAAGUAAAAAUGGAGCUGUACACUAGGCUAUACUUGCCAGGCCUCACCACACCACUCAGUGAACUAGCAUCUGACCCCAAACCAGAACUGAAAGACAGUACCAACCUGGUGGAGGUGCAGAUCAUUCUCAUCAUUGCCUACUGUUUCAUCAUCCUGUUGGGUGUGGUGGGCAACUCCCUUGUGAUCCACGUGGUCGUCAAGUUUAAGAGCAUGCGCACCGUGACUAACUUUUUCAUUGCCAACCUGGCUGUAGCUGAUCUAUUAGUGAACACGCUGUGCCUACCCUUCACUUUAGUUUACACACUGUUGGGAGAAUGGAAACUGGGCCCGGUGCUGUGCCACCUGGUGCCUUAUGCCCAAGGCCUUGCAGUGCAUGUGUCCACUGUCACCCUGACUGUGAUCGCCUUGGACCGUCAUCGCUGCAUUGUCUACCACUUGGAGAGCAAAAUCUCCAAGCGAAUAAGCUUCCUGAUCAUUGGAGUGGCCUGGGCUAUCAGUGCACUACUGGCUAGUCCCUUGGCCAUCUUUCGGGAGUACUCUCUGAUUGAGAUCAUUCCUGAUUUCAAGAUUGUGGUCUGUUCUGAGAAGUGGCCUGGCGAGGGGCAACUCAACUAUGGCACCAUCUACAGUGUCUCUAUGCUCCUGAUCCAAUAUGUUUUCCCUCUAGCGAUCAUCUCGUAUGCCUACACCCGUAUCUGGACCAAACUAAAGAACCAUAUCAGCCCCGGGGCUGGGAAUGACAGUUACCAUCAGCGGCGGCGGAAGACCACCAAGAUGCUGGUAUGUGUAGUUGUGGUGUUUGCUGUAAGCUGGCUUCCUUUUCACACUUUCCAGCUUGUCAGUGACAUUGACAGUAAGGUGUUAGAUCUGAAGGAGUACAAGCUAAUCUACACAGUGUUUCAUGUCAUUGCCAUGUGCUCAACCUUUGCUAACCCCCUUCUCUAUGGCUGGAUGAACAGCAACUACAGGACAGCUUUCCUCGCAGCCUUCCAAUGUGAGCAGCGGCUCGAUUCCAUUCACCCUGAGCUUUCGGGAGCAUUUAAAGCCAAGAAGAACUUGGAAGCAAAAAAGAAUCAUUGCACUGGAGCCCCUACCAGCGUCUAAGUCAGUCGGCUAUACAGGAAGGAAGGAACACACUCUGGCCAGAGAAAGAUCCAUUUUGACAGAUGUACUUUUAAUAUCUAGGUUUUUAAUCGUAAAAGAUGAAAGAAAACCAGCAUGUUAAAAUAUCGGCCCUAUGAUUCCAUAGGGAGUUGAUUACCAUAGCCCAUAUAUAAUUACUGUCUGUAUUGUGUUUGGAAAGAAGUCUGCACCCCAACCUUUUGCUAAGGCAGCAGUAAUGACAAAGGCAAGAAAAGAGUUUGCUGUUCUUGCCCUAAAAGGGAUGAAUACUUUUUCAAGAGCCAACUGGGAGUUGACAGUGUGGACACUAUAUGCUGCAAAUAGAGAGUCCUUCAGCACUCAAAGCAUGCUAAGAGUGAGGCUGGAGAUCAGCAUAGAAGCUCAUACUUCUCUUCCCUUCUGCAACUGCAGUACUAAAUAAGGGUUUCCUUAAGGAGACUAUACCUCACUAUUUUUUGCCUAAUUUAAUAUGAUAAACUUAAACAACAACAAAUGUUCUGGUAGCACUUUAUAGACCAGACCAUUUGUUGUUUUUUGUUUAUUCUGUACAAACUAACUCAGCUACUCCCUGAAGCUUCAUUUAAUAUGAAUAGGGUUGCCACAGAAUAAUUCAUAAAAUCAAAAUACUACUACUAUAAUAGAGCAUUUAGAUCAGGACAGUUAAAGUUUCUACCUAAUUUGUAAUUUGGUUUCUGCUAAAACAAAUGGAGUAAUACAUAAUUCCUUAUGGCAUAGCCACAGUUAUGCUUGGGAGAAAAAUACACAUUUGGGGCUUGAUUCUAUAUUCACAACAUAUUAGACCUUUCAUUCUGCAGUCAAGCGAGCUAAAUAGGCCAACACAUUUAAAAGAGAAUUUGGGGCAGAUAAGGAAUGCGGACUCAGGUCUUUUGUAAGCACUUCUUAAAUGGAGGGAAAUGCUAGUGCUUGAAUUUCUAGGCACUGCUCUGUAUUUAAAGUACCAUUAACUCUAUGGCUACGUCUACAUUGCAGGCUUCUUGCGUAAGAAUAGCUGUU